This is a messenger RNA of Neurospora tetraspora, 2144 nucleotides long. RefSeq names its product alcohol acetyltransferase. The transcript is spliced from 2 exons. Gene Ontology annotation, molecular function: N-acetyltransferase activity. The record is from RefSeq and is a predicted model, not a curated record. Lineage: Eukaryota; Fungi; Ascomycota; Sordariomycetes; Sordariales; Sordariaceae. Bases 212 to 1705 code for a protein of 497 amino acids.
GAUUGACAGCCUGGCGGUUUCACAGCCGGGUUGUCUAUUUUUCACAUGACUCUCCCUACAUCGUACCAAGCGAGUAAUCAUCGAGACUUUUGAGCCUACCUCUUUACCUGCCCACAACCUAAAUCUACCGCACACUACCGCAUAAUCCCACACGACCAAGUGUUGAUUUAGACAUUAGACUGCCUCUUCCACACGUGGUACUUUAUUGCAGAUGACGAACAUCCCCCAGCCGAUCCGGCCUCUUGGGCCGAUUGAGGUCUACUCGUCCUCAAGGCACGCGUUGGGCUUCUAUCGGUGCCUGGCCAAUACUUGUCGCUAUGCUGUUUCUUGGUCUGUCCUCCAAGGCAAGAGUGUUCCCGACGUGUUGGAGGCUGCAGUUGCAAACCUGGUCCUCCGGUUGCCCCGGUUGAGUGUGGCAAUCACUGGCGAUGAAGCAUCUGGCCCUUACUUUGCCUCGGUGUCCUCUCUGGAUCUUUCUCACCACUUGGAAUGUGUGGAGCUGCCUGCCGAACUUGAUUCGCAUGCUCGCGACUCACACCUACUCCAUAUGUUAGAAGCCCAACACAACCAGUUGUGGCCUGACGUCGGAACCCGACCGCCCUGGAGGGUGCUUGCCGUCUAUGAUCCUCGGCCGUCCCAACUUGAAGACAGGCUGAUAAUCGAUAUUGUGCUUGCCAUCCACCACUCUCUCGCUGAUGGAAGGAGCACAGCCAUUUUCCAGGCCAGCCUCUUGGACGAACUGAACAAGCAACCAGCCCGUCCCUCGUGCCUAGAGGACCACGUUCUACGGAUGCCCAGCAAGCCUCAUGGGCACAUUCUGCCACCUCAGGAGGAGCUCGUCAAAUUCACCACGUCUUGGAGGUUCCUUGCCGGCACGUUGUUGAACCAACUCGCCUCGGGCUGGCUCGGCAAACCAGCGACCGAUCUUCCUUGGACGGGCGCACCGAUCAGACCUGACCCUUACCAAACCAGACUCCGUCUGGUUACUAUCCCUGCAAAAGCUGUGUCACAGCUUCUUGCCAAUUGCAGGGCGAACGGCACCACCCUCACCCCUUUACUUCAUAUGCUAAUUCUCACAUCUCUUGCUCGACGCUUACCAGCAGAGACAGCCACGUCGUUUCAGAGCUGCACUCCUAUAGACUUGCGUCCCUUUGUACAGUCCGGAUCUCUUGUGACUGAUCGCGCCGAAUCCUUUGGCGUACUGGUUACUUCGGCGUCGCACAGUUUCGACUCUUCUCGUGUCUCGGGGCUGCGGGAGCAAGCAAGCGGAGAGAAGAUUUGGAGCCUUGCUCAAACCUUGCGUCAGGAACUCAAGGACCGGGUCGAGACCAUUCCUCAAGAUGACAUGGUCAGUAUGCUUCGCUGGGUUGCCAACUGGCGCGGUUUCUGGCUCAACAAGGUGAACAAGCGGCGGGAGCAAACAUGGGAGGUGUCCAACAUCGGAUCGCUGCAAGGCAGUCCGGAGGACACUGAACCGGUUUCUGGUUCAAAGUGGCAGAUAUUACGGUCUGUAAUGUCGCAGUGCGCCAUAGUCGCGGGGCCGGCUCUCUGUGCUAGCGUUUCGGGCGUUAUAGGGGGUCCCAUAAGCAUUGCGCUGAGCUGGCAGGAAGGUAUCCUUGAGUCAGAACUUGUCGAAGGUGUAGCGCACGAUUUGCAGCUCUGGAUGGACCAAGGCGGUCCAGUGCAUGGUCAAAAGUUGCCGUAAUGUGCGCUGGCACGGAAGUUGGUGUCGUGGAACCGAGGUCUUGCCGAUCAGCAUCUGGGAUUUGGAGUAUUAGUUGGAUAGGCAGGCACCUUUCUGUAGCAAAUUCUUCUAUGCCAGUUGGUAUCCUUCUUGUAGAGCUCCCGGAUCCAUAGAAGAGUGAGUACCCGUGCUUGAUAUUAUGACGUUACUUUACUCGUUAGAAUAUGAUAUAUGCCAGUACAGAGGAAGAGUUGAAGUACCCUAACCCUCAUUCACUUUACCGGUUCGGACCAUGAUAGAUGUCGAUACAAUAGGUACAAUGUUGCAUGAAAUCGACUAUGAUGAUAUGAAGCGUUAACGGCUUUUUGGUAAUUCCAGCAGUCGCUUCAUAGCUGUCGAUGUACAUUUGUGCCGGACACUUUUAACCGUUCAGUGUAAUGUUGAGUUUGACAGAUUUUAC